GCCUCCAGGGGUUUAAUUCCCAUCUGUAAGAAGGCUCAGAUUUACAGGUGGAUUUUACAAAGCUGUGGCUAAUAAUUAGAAAUCCCUUAUCACCACAACCUGUGGCCCCUUGGACCCAGUUCGCCUUUCUCUGGACCUAGUCCUCUGUCCCGGGAGCAUCUCUUCCAGAGCUCUUCGAAAGAUCAGCCUGUGAGUAUCUGCUCUGUUUUCUAGAUGCCUUCUUGAGCCUGCUUGUGGCCACCCACAGAUACUUGUAAGGAGGAAAGAAGUCAGCUUGCCAGAGACACUGUGAAAUGAGGGAUUAGAGGCCGGGAUCCAAGAAGCAAGAGCAGCAGCCAAAAGACAAGCAAACAGGCUCUGAAGAUACUUCUACUGAGAGGUCUGCCAUGGCCUCCCUUGGCGUCCAACUGGUGGGCUACAUCCUAGGCCUUUUGGGGCUAUUAGGCACAUCAAUUGCCAUGCUGCUUCCCAACUGGCGAACAAGUUCCUAUGUUGGUGCCAGCAUUGUGACGGCGGUUGGCUUUUCCAAGGGCCUCUGGAUGGAGUGUGCGACACACAGCACAGGCAUCACCCAGUGUGAUAUCUACAGUACCCUUUUAGGACUUCCUGCUGACAUCCAGGCUGCCCAGGCCAUGAUGGUGACGUCUAGUGCAAUGUCCUCGCUGGCCUGCAUUAUCUCUGUGGUGGGCAUGAGAUGCACCGUGUUCUGCCAGGAAUCUCGAGCUAAGGACAGAGUGGCUGUAGUGGGUGGAGUCUUUUUUAUCCUUGGUGGCAUCCUGGGUUUUAUCCCAGUUGCUUGGAAUCUUCAUGGCAUCCUUCGGGACUUCUACUCACCGCUGGUUCCUGACAGCAUGAAAUUUGAGAUUGGAGAGGCUCUGUACUUGGGCAUUAUUUCAGCCCUGUUUUCCUUGGUAGCUGGAGUCAUCCUCUGCUUUUCCUGUUCACCCCAGGGAAAUCGUACCAACUACUACGAUGGCUACCAGGCCCAGCCUCUUGCCACUAGGAGCUCACCAAGAUCUGCUCAACAGCCCAAAGCCAAGAGUGAGUUCAACUCAUACAGCCUGACUGGGUAUGUGUGAAGAACCAGGGGCCAGAGCUGGGGGUGGGGUGGGGUGGUGGCUGGGACUAUACAAAACAGUAGUGGACAAUGCCCCCAGGGUCACAGGCAAAGGACAUUGCCACUGAAUCAUAUGUAAGGUGCUGCUGAGGGUAGAAUGACUUUGGCCAUUGGAUGAAGUGAAGGCAGAGAUGAGAACAGGGAUGCCAGCAUGCAGAUGGAAUUGCCAAGGACACUUACCAGGCUAGCUUUUCUAUUUCCCUCACUUGGCCUCACUAAGGCACCACCUGUGCCUUGAAUGCUCAACCCAAAAGUCCAAUCUCAUCCCUGCCACUUUGGGCUACACCCAGAGACUCUCUUCUGCCCUUUGGUUUACUUGGAGAUCUGUCCCCCAACCAAUCAUAUCUUAUUGACUAAUAACCAUCUGUAAUCACAAUACCGUCUCCCUCUGGCUGAGGUUGGCUCUUAACUCAAUUACUAGGGGACAGAGAAAAGAAAGAGAGGUGGCUCCCGUGAGAAUGUUCCUAGCUCCCUUCUCAAAUCUCCAGCCAAAGAAAUGGAUUGGUCAGUAAUGGGCCCUGAAGCCUCUCUUCCAGUUUUGCUAUGAAUGCAGUAUGUCCAGACUGGUUUGUGAAGAAGCUGAAGGAAAGCUAUCUCAUGGCAUCCAGCAGAAAGCAGCUGAGUACCGGAUGGGAGGCAACCUGGGAUCUAAAGAAACAAAACAAACAACAAAACCCACCAGAAUCACUUUUCAUGGCACCUCCCGUAAUUCCUGUACAUUUGUGGGGGUCAGGGAAGGAAGCACUGCUACAGGAAAGCACAAAAAAUGAAUGGAAAGCACAAGGCUGCAGCCUUCUGACUCCACGGAGGAAUUGCCCAGAAACUGAAGUGAACAACUACCACUGAAAGUUCUGCCUCCCACUGGGGAGUCUGAUCCAGCUUCCUGCUAAACCCCAAGACUUGGAGCCCUAGACAAGGGUUUCCUUAGGGACAAUAAACCAGUUUUUCUAGAGCUGUCCUUUGACAUGGGAGCCAACAGAGGGCUAAAAAAGAUACUACUCUUUAGCCCUGGCCAAGAAAGAAUAAGGAUUUUAGUAUCAAAGAACUGGGCAGAAAUGCAUGGUAGAUGUUGUGUGUGCUUCUACUGUUUCAGAGAGGCAGCCCUACCAGAUACUUUAGACUUAAUGGACAAACAACCCAUCAGGGCCUAUACUCAGCACUACAGAGCCUCUGAAGACCACAACACCAGAGAGGUCCUUUGUCACUUUUAAUACUUGAGUCAUUGUCCAUCAGAAGAUAUUCUCACAGGUACACAAAGCCUCCAGUGUGGAACAUCUGUGACCAAGGUGUUGUGUUCAUGACCUGAGUGAUUGGUGAGCUUCUGCCUGGGAUUGUGCUUGCGGGGGAGAAAGGGAGACUGGUUCUCAGUCCAACAGUUUCACCUCCAUGGUCUUAAAAUGCUCCAUUUCCUCUGUGGUAGAUGGGGGUCAUAAACCAGAGACAUUACCCCCUGUUUAAUAUCACCAGCUUCAGAAGAUUCCCAGCACACCCCAUCAAAACUUCAGCACCAGCAAGAGAAACCCAUAUGUGAGGUUUAACAUGCCUUUUCUAUUUCCACCAUAUUGCUUGUGUUCAAGCUAUUAUGCUGACCUGGAAGCCAUUUCCUUUUAACUAAGUUUUCCCCAUGCUUGGAGAACUUGCUCAGCACCCUCCCCUUCAUUGAGCUUUCUCUGACCACUCCUUCCUGUUCUUUCCUUUCCCUCCUCCAACUCCCAAUAUAUAAAUUGCUUAAUCCUUAUCAUUCAUAAUUUUGAUUGAUAGUUUAUAGUUCUUGUAUGUGCAUUUACGUGUGUGUGUAUAUCAAUCUGACUGCUUGUCUGUCUGUGUCAUCUCAAAAGUUCAUUGUAAGUACUUGGAGGGCAAUUGCUAUAUCUUAGAUCUUCUACAUGUAUACCCAAGACUGUAACAGUGCUGGGCACACAAAAGGUGAUCAAUAAAUGGAUGUUGAUUGAGU
Arvicanthis niloticus (Nile rat) is the source of this 3071-nucleotide messenger RNA. It is a transcript of the gene Cldn2, whose product is annotated as claudin 2. Gene Ontology annotation, cellular component: membrane; bicellular tight junction. The record is from RefSeq and is a predicted model, not a curated record. Gene Ontology annotation, molecular function: structural molecule activity. NCBI's taxonomy places the organism in Eukaryota, Metazoa, Chordata, Mammalia, Rodentia, Muridae.